ACUCACUGUCGCCUCCCCCGAAAGCCCCCAAACUUCAAAAACGCAUCAACACCCUAAACAGAACAAUUUGCGACACUCUCACAUAAUUCUUUCCCUACCUCUCCCCACGAACUACAUACCGACAAUCGCACAAUGUGCUCCGCAGACAUCUUCCUCGGCCUUCUGGCCCUCCUCUUCCCGCCUCUGCCUGUUUGGGUGAAGCGCGGCAUCUGCUCCGCAGACUCCAUCAUCAACAUCCUCCUCUGUCUCCUGGGCUACGUCCCCGGCCUCAUCCACGCCUGGUACAUCAUCGCCAAGUUCCCCGAGCCGGAUUACGAGUACGAGUCCGUCCCCCAGCAGGACCGCGAAGGCGGCCGCGUCACCUACGUCUUCGUCCACGGCAACGGCAACGGCCACGGCCCGCACACCCAGCAGCCCCAGCAGCAGCCCCGUCCCACGCAGAACAACGGCAAGGGCGGCAACAACGUCAGCUACGGCACCACCAACAACCCGAACAACUCGGGCAAUGCCGCCGCCGGUGGCUCGAGCAGACCCCAACAGCCCCAGCCGUACCAGGACCAGACGGCAGGCGAGGGUAGCAGCGACGGUGCCGUGCCGCCUAGCUACGCCGACGUCGUUGCGGGCGACAACAAGAUCCAGACUCGGGAUUAGAGCAGUCGGAGGCGGACGGGCGGCGCCGAGGUUUAUUUGGUGCUGGCUCUUGUUAAAGAUCAACUGUGAGAGGCCUCUGCUUCUCCGCUAGCUCGGUCGGCCACGUCUGGUUGUUAUUGUAUUGGUUCAUGUAACUUUGGCUUCGGGGGUUUUGCGGGCGGAGUUUGGAUUCUAUCAAACGACACAGCUUCGCCUCUUUGGAGUUUGGGACGGGGCGGGAUGACGAAUUAAUGCGCUGCUGCACGAGUUUUACGCGAGACAUUGGUGCGAAUGAUCCGUUGCAUCAUCUAUGUAGUUGGAUGCCUCGAACUCUCCUGAAAGAUGGGGUAUCUUGAUCUAAUCUUUUCGAAACGCCGGUCCUUCGCCCACGGUGUCUCAAGAACUCUAAUAUCAGGACUCCUUCCGAACGCC
Molecule: messenger RNA, 1062 nt
Organism: Colletotrichum destructivum
Lineage: Eukaryota; Fungi; Ascomycota; Sordariomycetes; Glomerellales; Glomerellaceae
Product: Putative proteolipid membrane potential modulator
Exons: 3
Coding region: 133-651 (172 amino acids)
Cellular component (GO): membrane
Source: RefSeq, a predicted model, not a curated record